This is a messenger RNA of Mus pahari (shrew mouse), 7427 nucleotides long. RefSeq names its product ArfGAP with GTPase domain, ankyrin repeat and PH domain 1 (gene Agap1). Gene Ontology annotation, molecular function: GTPase activator activity; GTPase activity; GTP binding. The coding region runs from base 63 to 3491 and encodes 1142 amino acids. Gene Ontology annotation, cellular component: nucleus. The record is from RefSeq and is a predicted model, not a curated record. NCBI's taxonomy places the organism in Eukaryota, Metazoa, Chordata, Mammalia, Rodentia, Muridae. The transcript is spliced from 20 exons.
CCGGCGGCGCUGGAUGCAGCCCGGCCUCGGAGGGCGGCGCGGCGGCCGCGGCCCCUGGGGACAUGUACCUGCUGGACGGCAGCGGCGAACCCGCGUCUUCGUCCGCGGACGCGAUGUCGCGCGGGACGCCCCCCAGGAAGACCGUCUACCGCAUCUCGGUGACCAUGGUCAGGAAGGAGCAGCUGGCCGCUCCGGCUCCGCGUCCUACUCGGCGGCCCCGGCCCGCGCGCUCCCCGGAGGCGCCCGGGCGGCUGGACGAGGAGGCCGAGGAGGCGGCGGCUGAGGAUCCUGAGAUCGGGCCGCGCGCCUGGGACUUCCGCGCCUUUCGCACACGCAGCACCGGGCAGCUGGAGCUCGGGCGGCUGCGGCCGUGCGCACGCGGCGCGGAGCCCGCGGACCUGAUGGGCAGCCCCACGGCUGAGGGGCCCAGCAGUCCUGACGGGGAGGAGGCUCGAGCCGCGCCCCUGCGGCGGAGCCUCAGCUUUAGGCACUGGAGCGAGCCCGAGGCGCCGCGGAGCCCCGCGCUGAGCGGCGGGAGGCGCCACAGCAGCUCUGGAAGCCUGACUUGGGCGCCGGACGACGAGGUCGAGGCGGACGUGGUCCCGGAGCCCGUGGUCGGACCGCAGCCGGCGGCGGAGAAGCGCAACACCUUGGACGUGGGCGAGGUGCUCAGCAAGAACGAUGCACUCUCAGACCUGGAGCGCUGGGAGCGCAGCAAGAGCAAGAACCGCACGCUGGACAACAGCGACCUGCAGCGGCUGGAGCGCGCGCGGGCCGCGGCUGCCGGCCAUGGGGCCGCCUCGGAGCAUCGGCUGCUGCGUUUCUUCAGUGGCAUCUUCGCGCGCAGGGACGGCGGGCCCUCACCCCGCAGCGGCGCCCUGCGCUCUCGGGGUUACUUCAGCCUGCGGCGGGCCCCGGCCGACACCCACUCGUCUAGCGCCGAGAGCAUCGAGGGGUCCCCGCGCAGAGAUGCUUUCGUGAACAGCCAGGAAUGGACACUCAGUCGAUCAGUACCGGAGCUCAAAGUGGGAAUUGUGGGUAACCUGGCCAGUGGCAAGUCUGCGCUGGUACACCGGUACCUGACAGGCACGUACGUGCAGGAGGAGUCUCCAGAAGAUAUGGACGCAGGUGGCAGGUUCAAGAAGGAGAUUGUUGUUGAUGGACAGAGCUAUCUGCUGCUGAUUAGGGAUGAAGGGGGCCCCCCGGAGGCACAGUUCGCCAUGUGGGUGGACGCGGUCAUCUUUGUCUUCAGCUUGGAGGAUGAGAUCAGUUUCCAGACUGUUUACCAUUACUACAGCCGAAUGGCCAACUACAGGAACACCAGUGAGAUCCCAUUAGUGCUGGUGGGGACCCAGGAUGCCAUAAGCUCCACCAACCCAAGGGUCAUCGAUGACGUCAGGGCUCGGAAGCUCUCCAAUGACCUGAAGAGGUGCACGUACUACGAGACGUGCGCCACCUAUGGGCUCAACGUGGAGCGGGUCUUCCAGGAUGUUGCCCAGAAGAUCGUUGCCACAAGGAAGAAGCAGCAGCUGUCCAUAGGCCCCUGCAAGUCCUUACCCAACUCUCCAAGCCACUCCUCCGUGUGUUCUGCCCAAGUGUCCGCGGUACACAUCAGCCAGACAAGUAAUGGAGGUGGGAGUUUAAGUGACUACUCAUCCUCCGUCCCUUCAACCCCGAGCACCAGCCAGAAAGAGCUUCGGAUCGACGUCCCUCCCACUGCCAACACUCCAACGCCUGUCCGGAAGCAGUCCAAGCGCAGGUCCAACCUAUUCACGUCUAGGAAAGGGAGCGACCCAGACAAAGAGAAGAAAGGCCUGGAGAGCCGCGCGGACAGCAUCGGGAGCGGGCGAGCCAUCCCAAUUAAACAGGGCAUGCUGCUGAAGCGAAGUGGCAAGUCACUGAACAAAGAGUGGAAAAAGAAGUACGUCACUCUGUGCGACAACGGUGUCCUGACCUACCACCCCAGUUUACAUGAUUACAUGCAGAAUGUCCACGGCAAGGAGAUAGACCUCUUAAGAACUACUGUGAAGGUGCCAGGGAAGAGGCCGCCCCGAGCCACGUCUGCCUGCGCACCGAUCUCCAGUCCCAAAACCAACGGCCUGGCCAAGGACAUGAGCAGUUUACACAUCUCACCAAAUUCAGGGAAUGUCACUAGUGCGUCUGGGUCUCAGAUGGCAAGCGGCAUCAGCCUGGUCUCCUUCAACAGCCGACCCGAUGGCAUGCACCAGCGCUCCUACUCAGUCUCCAGUGCCGACCAGUGGAGUGACGCUACAGUCAUUGCAAACUCAGCCAUCAGCAGUGCCUUUUCCGGUUCGGCCGCAGACACGGGGCUGGGUGACUCGGUGUGUUCCAGCCCAAGUAUCUCCAGCAGCACCAGCCCCAAGCUCGACCCACCCCCCUCCCCCCACGCCAACAGAAAGAAGCACCGGAGGAAGAAAAGUACCAGCAACUUCAAGGCUGACGGGCUCUCGGGCACUGCUGAAGCCAAACGCAAAGCAUGGAAACUAAACCGUGUUGGUAGCCUGCGCAACAUAUACAGCAGCAGCAGCACCAACACCGAAGAGCAAGAAGAAAACUUGGAGUUUAUCAUUGUGUCCCUCACUGGCCAGACGUGGCACUUUGAAGCCACCACAUACGAGGAGCGAGACGCAUGGGUCCAAGCCAUCGAGAGCCAGAUCCUCGCCAGCCUGCAGUCGUGCGAGAGCAGCAAGAACAAGUCCCGACUAACCAGCCAGAGCGAAGCCAUGGCCCUGCAGUCCAUCCGUAACAUGAGAGGGAACUCCCACUGCGUAGACUGUGACACCCAAAACCCUAACUGGGCCAGUUUGAACUUGGGAGCCCUCAUGUGUAUCGAGUGCUCGGGGAUCCACCGGAAUCUGGGCACCCACCUCUCUCGGGUCAGAUCGCUGGACCUGGAUGACUGGCCCAUGGAGCUGAUCAAGGUGAUGUCCUCCAUCGGGAAUGAGCUGGCCAACAGUGUGUGGGAAGAGGGCAGCCAGGGACGGACGAAGCCCUCAUUGGACUCCACCAGGGAAGAAAAGGAAAGGUGGAUCCGGGCCAAGUAUGAGCAGAAACUCUUCCUGGCCCCAUUGCCAUGCACGGAGUUCUCCCUGGGCCAGCAACUGCUACGUGCCACGGCCGAGGAAGACCUGCGGACUGUCAUCCUUCUUCUGGCACAUGGGUCCCGGGAUGAGGUGAAUGAGACCUGUGGGGAAGGAGACGGUCGCACAGCACUGCACCUGGCCUGUCGCAAGGGCAACGUGGUCCUGGCUCAGCUGCUGAUCUGGUACGGAGUGGACGUCAUGGCCCGAGACGCCCACGGGAACACAGCACUGGCCUAUGCCCGGCAGGCCUCCAGCCAGGAGUCUAUCGAUGUGCUUCUACAGUAUGGCUGCCCCGACGAGCGCUUUGUGCUCAUGGCUACCCCCAACCUGUCCAGGAAGAACAACAGCAGGAACAACAGUAGCGGGAGGGCGCCCAGUGUCAUCUGAGCUCAGCCAACACUGCACCUGGGACCCCACGCCCAUCUGCUCCGGAAAUUGUAACACCACGCGAGUCCCUCAGUUCCCUCUCUCUUCCUGGUGGACGCCUUCCACCCACCUGCCACUCACUCACCCCACACGAAAUCUCCAAUCCUGGACAUCCUCAAGGGGAGAAGAGGAGGCUGCAGGCCACAGAACGGAACUCUUUCCCCACCCUCUGGAAGCAACAUAAGAGGGACCAACCACCUCCCGGCUCUGAGGAUAGCACAUGACAACGGGGACCCCUGUUCCAGUGGCCUGGAGACGGAGCAGGGGGAGGGGUAGCAAGGAGAAGGGGCAGCGUCCCCUAGCUGGCAGUUAAGCACAUCAGUACAUUUCACCUCGACCAAAAGGAGGCUUGGAUUUCACGUCUUCUCGGGGAAGCUUGACGGCAUAAAUCAGAAGCAAGCACAGUUUGUCAGGUCUGAAGCCCCUAUGAUGGUAGGUGUCAAAUCAGUUGUAGCUAAUCUGUCCAGGGAGAAUACCAGCUUCAUUACACUUGUAUAGUCGAGUUCCUCCAGCAUUACCGCUGUUUAAUAGAACGUGAUUAGUCAUCACCGGGAAGAAGGCAUAUUAGCCGAGGAGGUAGUUACACGGCACGCUCCGGUGAUUGCCACGAUAUGAUUGCAGUGCGCCUAGCAGCAUCAUAUUAUCCUAGACAUGUCUCUCCAGCCCUUGGAGCCCUCCUUUCUAAAUUCACUGUCAUAAUUUAGUAUCUGUUUAAUUUUUCAGUCCAAAGAGAGGAAAGCAGUUGCCGGGUAUUAUUUGACUUCAGUCCCCUUACUUGGUGCAAAAACAAAAUGGAAAAUAAAUAAAUAAAUAAAUAAAUAAGUAAAUAAAGAGUCACUUAGAAAUUCUAAAUGAAAUCAUGAAUUCGGCUGAAAACAGCUUUCAAAUCUGUUCCAAAACUAAAUACAUAAAAGACUUUUUUUUUUUUUUUCUAAGAGAUUUUUCUGUACUUUGGCCACAACGGAUGUGUCAGGCCUCAGCCACUCUCGGUCCACAAGGUCUGAAUUACCCAGGUUUCUGUCAUAGAUAAGAUGUGUGAAAAUCUAUUUGAAUAAAAGAAGUUCAUAAAUAUGCAUUGAUUUUUGCACAGACAAAUGGCACCCAUGUUAAUUUAUAAAUUGAGCUGGAUGGGAACUAAUAACGUGCAACUGGUUGAGAUCAGAGGGUUACAGAUCAUUGUCCAUGGGAAGCACUCCCAGCAGUGAACACUUCCAUUAAUGUGAUAAACAGCUUUUUAAAAGGUGCGUAUCAGAAUAAGAUGGUGGCACAAUUUGCUUAUUAAAGUCAGGACAGGAAGGGGGGAGGGGAAGGAGGGUAUGAGCCCUCAUGCCAGAGGCCAGUUUUAGAGCCCAGUUUUAGAGCCGAGACCAUCUUCCCAACCAAACCAAGGGGCUGUGGCAAGAAGGGGUGAUUUCUCAAAACACCUGACCCACAAAGGUACCCUGUGAGCAGCUGCUAGCGGCUCUGGCACAGCCAGCUCCUGAGAGUCUGUAGACUCCACACGGCAUGGCACGGCCCAUCCGACUCUAACAUCCGAUUUGCCAUCGUGGGUGACAGGGCUCAUCAGAUACCGGACACCUUCAGCACGGUGGUCAGAUAGGAACAUCAAACCGGGACACUUAUUUAGUUCUUAAAUAAAUUGGGGCAGCCUUGCCAGAGAGCCCCACCCCCUACCCCCGUGACAGUGUGGCAGGGAGAAGUCCAUCACACUGGAAGACAGGACGCUGGGCAGAGCCACCACCGGCAGCCUGUGGAGACACUCCCUACACUUAUAUAUUUGAACUUUAUAUUUUGUAAGAGUUUUUCCUCCUCUUUAACUUUUUAAAAAAACAAAUGUAAAGUAGAUGGGAAGGAAAGUGAAGCUUCACACAGCCUUUAUAUGUGGUGAGUGUCUUGUGGGGAUCUCCAGUCUGAGCACAGCCGGGACUGACCGGGAUCCAGAAAUGUCACAGAUGCGCAAGCCGCGGGUCUGAGGCCCCAGAGCUCAGUUCCAUAAGCCCUGCGUUUGGUUUCUCUUCCUGCUCUCCAUCACUGUGUUGUUACUUUAAAUGUGAAUAGAGAAAACAAGCUGUCAUUGCCUAUUUUUGAAGAAUGCGUUAGCAUCCGACCCCGCGGUCCGCAUACGCCUCCACGUAGCCUUUACCAUAGACUUCUAUAGAGAACACAGAUAGAGUAUAAAUGAGAUUCUUAAAUUAUUUCAGUGUAGCUAAUCCCCACUAGGAAUGCUUCUGUCGUAGGGGAGCCUACUUCAGAAAGGAAACGGAGUCCUUUGUGAGGUCUCUCCUCGGGGUGUAUAUGAGUGUGUACAUAUUACUGUGUGUUUAUAAUAUGAUAUUUUCCCGAAUGAUUCCUUGUUUCACAUCAUCCUCCACUGCCUGAAUGCGCAGUUGCUCGCUCUGGUUCCCUUCCCUCCCUCCCUGACACCAUCAGUUCUUCCUCGGAACACAUAGCCCCUCCCCUGCCAGUUUUUGCCAUGCUGAACUGUCCAAGAGUAGCCCACUUUCCAUAAGCCUGAGUUUUGGCAAUAGAUACAAGGGUGGUAGCGGAGCCUCCAGGGUCGUCUGUACAGAGGAAGGGGAGACUUGGCUCAACUGUACAGGUAUUUCACACCAGGUCCUUCCCUCAACAACAGCCUUCCUGUUCCCAUUUUCAUGAUGACACCAAGGCUGAGAGAAACAGGGACAGGGUUAUGGAUGGCAGUCCCAGUACCAAACACUUCCCCUAAUGCAGUGCGCUUUUUAAAGAGCACAUCAGAGUGAGAUAGUCGCCCGGUGGACUUAACUAAAAUCAAGAAAGGAAAUGGGAAGAGUCAGAGAAGCAGGUUAAGCCGGGAAACACGUGCGUUCUCACUCCUGACACUGUUAGAGCAGAGACCACGCUCCCGCCAGGCGCAAGGGACCUGGUGCAGCAAGCCCUCCUGUUAAAGGUGAAUCUCCUCUCUUGUUGAGAAGUUCCCAGCUGGGACCAGCAGCAAAGGGGCCUGUGACUUAUCUGUCAUUUGUCCUGGGGAGUCACUGAUAGAACCAGGCACAUGCCAGGCUCACCUGGCGCUACCUCUGCUGAGCUUCUGAUACCCUCCCCCAGGCCGUGAACAGUGUCAGGGGAGGGAGGGAAGCGUCAUUCUGAGAAAGCCCCUCUAAGGUUUUGUCUGGUUUUACAAAGAGCUAAGCACUACUCUCCUGCUGUCCCCAAGUGUCACUCAAGCCUAAGACUAGCCUCCUCUCCUGCAACCUCAUUCAUAUGCUGUUGGCUCAUCAAGCCUCCUUCUCCCUGCGGUUCCUACCAUGAGGCUGCUGGGGUGAACGUUCACACACAUGCGCGCGCGCGCGCGCAAGCUCAAGGAGCAUACAUGCUCUGUCAGUGCUCUCUCUUCCCAUUAACUUUAGCAUCAGAGCACCUCAGGCCUUGGGCUUCACUGCCUGUAUCCCGAGAAGCUUAGCCAGAGAGUGAACCCCAGGGCACUCUGUAACGUCCUCCUUCUCUGUCAAGACCCACAGUGAGUUUAUGUCUAAACUUGGUGAGCCGGAGACUUAACUGGCCAUGAGCCUUAUUUCUGCUCUUGGUUGCCAAGGUUUCUGCCCCUCCUUCCUGCAUUGACACUGUUUCAUGCCUGAGAUGGUCUCCCUCCUGGAGACGGCCCCACAACAGCACAGCUGGGAGGUGUGUCAUCAGGGCCUCCAAACUCCUGAGAGGCUGACAUCUCUGAGAAGCAAGCCCCUGUCUUUUGGUGGGCUCUCCUCAGCUGUCUGUCUCCAUCCUUCACACCCUACAAGGUCCCCAAGGCUUUGCUAGAAAUGCCCCCCAGGAUCAUAUUUAUGACUUUGAAGCAAACAAAUUAAAAAGCAGGAAGGAAUUGGAGGAAAUGUGACACGGAUGAACAUCUCUGCUUAAAAAAAA